CCCAAUAAAAGCCUUAAACCAAGUGAAAUAAACGACGCCGUUGGAACAUCCCUGAACCUUACGUCUUCCGUGCUCUCGAUUCUGCUCGACGAUCAGCAAAAGUUGAAACCUUUCUACCUCUCUCGAAUAACCCUACAUUGAAAAGAUGGUGUUGAUCGCGAACGAGGAAGAUAUCCUCACUAAAUACGAACAAAACCUACCGUCUUCAUCCUCGCCGCAAGCAGCCGCGACGGAGACGAAACAAGCCGACGCCGGAGAUGAUGAUUCCGAAGGAUUCGAAACAGCCAGCGAACGUGAAGUCAGCGGUGAGGAAGACGACAGCGAAAACGACGCCGUAACGAACCACGAGGAAGCUCAGAUUGAGCCAGUGAGAGAAGGAGAACCAAUAACCGACAACGGUUCGAACCAGGAGGAAGCCGUGGCGGAAGCUAAUGAAGCUAAAGUGGAAGGAAACAGUUUGUUCGUUAAUGGUCUUUACGAAGACGCAUUGUCUAAGUAUAUGCUUGCGUUAGAGCUUGUUCAGGAGUUUCCGGAUUGCACAGAGCUUAGAGCCAUAUGCCAUUUAAACAGAGGAGUGUGUUUACUCAAACUGGGUAAGUACGAAGAGACGAUCAAGGAAUGCACAAAAGCGUUAGAGCUGAAUCCUACUUACGCUAAGGCAUUGGUUCGCAGGGCAGAAGCACACGAGAAGCUUGAACACUUUGAAGAAGCUGUCACAGACUUGAAAAAGAUCUUAGAACUUGAACCUUCGAAUGAUCAAGCUAGGAAAGGGAUUCGACGUCUUGAACCUCUCGCUGCAGAGAAGCGAGAGAAGAUGAAAGAAGAGGCUAUAACUAAGCUGAAGGAGAUGGGAAACUCAAUCUUGGGUAAUUUUGGAAUGAGUGUGGACAACUUCAAGGCUGUUAAAGAUCCCAACACUGGCUCCUACUCUCUUUCUUUCCAAAACUAGUCACUAUAUCACUGUGGUCUUUAAUGUUUUGCUUUCACCACUUGAUUACUGAACAACAAUCUGGUUAACUAUUGCAAUGUGUUGUGUUCUUGAUGAUGCAUUGUUACUAAAAUGAUGUGCAAUCUUUUUUGGAUUUUAGUAUAAAUUCAAAACUCAAUGUUACAACAA
Molecule: messenger RNA, 1117 nt
Organism: Raphanus sativus (radish)
Lineage: Eukaryota; Viridiplantae; Streptophyta; Magnoliopsida; Brassicales; Brassicaceae
Exons: 5
Coding region: 146-949 (267 amino acids)
Molecular function (GO): protein binding
Source: RefSeq, a predicted model, not a curated record